CCCCUCCUCCACGCUUGACUGACUGUCCCAGCUCCCUAGCCUCUCGUCCUGCUGUACCCGGUCGGGGACUCUCCCUGCCCCAGAUGUACCUUCCUGCCCCUCCCCCAACCCGUUACCCCUACUAUCCGGCAUUCCCCCAACUCACUCUUCAGGGAGCAGCCUUAUGAGUCUUGCACCUUGUGUGCCCAAAUGUCUACCACCGAUUUUGUCAUGUAAGGGGAGUUCGGUAACUAUUGCGUUUUAGAAUGAAUGAAGGCAGGAAGGAGGCCUGGAUUAGGUAGAAGCACUCAUUCUCAGGUUCAGUUUCCCUUCUGCGGGAGCAGUGUCUUUUGCAAACAUUAGACAACUACCCUGUGCCAGGGCCUAGAGGCUAGGCUGAGGAACUGUCCCCUCCCUCUGAUCACUUUGUGAGGGAUGGGUGGGGGAGGGGUGUGCUAGUGCUUCCUGUCUGCUCUCUCUGGGCUGCUGAGGCUGUUUGAUUCUUUGGGGACCACUUUGCUUGGAGGUGUUUUUCCCACAUCUCAGGAGUAAUUCUGGAGGGCCUCGGGUCAUGUGACCCCAGGUGUUGGAGGGAGGGACUGGCCAAGGCCUGGGGUUUUGAGGUUAAAGGACACAUUCUUUAGAUUCCUGAAGGGGAAGACGGGUGCCCCCUCCCUAAUGGUGGUUGGGUGUUGGGGCAGUGGUCAGACUGUUGAAGUGGGCAGAGAAGUUGAUGUGACUUUUCCAGAGAUGGUCUCCCCCUCACCCAAAUAGCCGUUGGUUACUUGGUGCCUGGAGUGAGGUGGUCUUUCCUGGGUUCACAAAGUGUGUGUAGUCAGUUGUGGCCAGUGGGCUGGGACUGUGUCCCCGUGGGCUGUUAGUGGCUGUAUGUGAUGGCAGGAGGCCCCAGUCAGAUCCCGGAAGAAGCCUGGCUUUUUUGAUUCAGUGCCUGUCUCCGGGGCUCCUCCAGGGGUGUGAUAAAUUUCUGUUGGAGCCAGCUCCUGGGAAUUGCUUUUCCUUCCUCCAGGACCCUAGGAGGGGGUUGUACUCACCCCGGGAACAGUGCCACAGUCAGGAUCUUGAUUCCUGGGUAGCUGCUGGGAGCCCCUCCCCCACUCUCUGACUCACUGUCUGACACUUUUCUUGGACUGUUUCACUAUCUUUCAUUCCCUUUUUCUGCCUUGGCCUCUCCUUGUCUCUGGCUCAGUCUUUCUGUCUCAUCUGCCUCUGCCUCUGCCUCUGCUAGCACUAUAGCUGCAGGUAGGACAGGGGAAUGUGAGAUCAGGAGCUCUCCUUGCUUUUCUUACCCAAUAGAGAAGGAAAUAAUUUCUCAUUUGAUUCCAGAUCUGUAGAGCCUAAGAGAUUCAUCGUUUAAAUCUGAAGUAGGACUGCAGUCUUUGUGUAACUGUUUCCUGGUGUGCAGCUUUGUAGGUUAUAACCCACUCAGCCUUAGUGUCCUGUAGAUAUCCCAGACCCAGAGCCCCAAGCCUGGGUGUCCAGCCCAAGCCUGCUCUCUUGAUACCUUAAUCCCUUUGCUCCUUAGAUGCUUGCACUGGUGCUUCCUGCAACCUUGAGCAACCUCCCGCUUCUCUACCCUCGGAGCCACCUUUUUGAGAGUAUUCUUGCAGGAAUCCUCUGGCAGAGGCUAGGAGGGGGCAGGCAUGUGCACCACCACCCCCAAAUUAACUGCCUGGAGCAGGAGAAGGUCACAUUGAGACCUUGUGUGCAUAAAGAAUGCCUCUGUGUGGAUACUUGAGAUGCAGGCUGGCCUGCUUGCUUCUGACCUUGUCAGGGACUCUCUCUGCCAGGCCCUGUUCUAGGUACAGGCACAUUUGACCAGGCAGAGCUGCCCUAAUCUUGUGAGGUUGACAGGCAGUGAGGCCAUUGCACUGUGGUCAGAUAACGCUUUGGUGGAGAAAUUCCAGGGCCUUUGGGAGCUGUCUUUCUUAGUUUGGGCUUCUGUAACAAAAACACCAUGAUGUGGUGACUUAAAAGUAUAUUUCUCAUGGUUCUAGAGGUUGGGGGGGGGUGUCCAAGAUAAAAGUGCUCAUCUGGUAAGGGUCCCUUCCUGGUGUACAGAUGGACACUUGUCAUUGUCCUCCUGUGGUAGAGAAAGAAGCUGUCUCCUACUCAUGAUGUAUUACCUCUCAAGGCCCCUCCUCUGCACACCGUCACACUGGAGGUUAGGGUUCAAGGUAGGAAUUUGAGAAGCCCAGAGAGUUAAGGGGGUGGAGUUGAGGACUCAGGAUGGCCUUUUGGAGGUGACUUUGGAAAGGAAAUAGGUUUUAGUUUUUGCAGAGACCAAGAGGUGGGCAGCACAGGCCAUUAGGAAAACAAGUUGAGCUGAAGCAUGGAGAGAGGCGUGUGGAGUCUUGCAAGAUGACUUUGGAAGGGAAGAAGCAGUGGUCAGGCUUACUUCAGGUGCUCAGAACUCUGGAGCCUCGGGGCAAGCUUCCCCCAGGGAAGCUGUUCUGAGCAUGGGAAUGGCAGGUGGAUGUUCGGUUUAAUAUCAUCAUUCUGCUUGCCUACUAAAGAACAGUUGGAGGGGGAGGCUAGGCCCAGAGAAGCAAGGGCCUGGAGCUGCAAUGGUGGGGACAGAAACAUGUUUAAUUUUCUUUCUGUGUUAACAGUUUUUUAAGGAUAAUGCAUAGAUCACUGAUUUCAUUAGCGGACUUGGGGGUGUUUUCUGGCAUCCCUGGGGAGGGACCUCAAAGCCUUGGAACAUGCCAGGCAAGCUGUGUAUCGCAGGGUUCAUCCCCAGUAGGUACAAAAACAUAAGGGUAAUGAACUUUCCUUACAUGGUGAUGGGGUCCAAUCCACAUCUUCAUAUACACUAAGCAAGUGCUCUACCAUCCCGUUACUGUACCCCCAGCCCAAGCUUUACAAUUGAUGAUGACAUAGAUGGAAGGCAUAAAGUAUACGAAUCUUACAUGCACCUCUAGAGGUGUUUUUAGUUUUAGGCACUCAUAUAACCACCAUCUAGACUAACAUGGAACAUUUUCACCCUCACCCUGAAAAUUCCCUCAUGACUCGCUAUUUAUUGUGUGCCCCUUCCCCUGGGAAGCACCAUUCUAACUUGUGUAGUUUCUCCUUGGUUUUGCCUUUUCUUGAAUUUCAUGUACAUACAUUUUGUUUCUGGCUUUUUUUCACCCAACAUAAUGUCUGUGAGAUUCAUUUGUGUUGUGUGUAUCUAGGAGCUCAUUCUUUUUCUACACAUUCACAGAACACUUAAUGCUGUCAAAAGAACUUGACAGGUGUUCAUAUAAACACUCAACUCUCUGAGGUUUUAAACAAGGCAUUGGGGACACAGGUGUGAAGGAACUGAGCAGGAUCACCCAGCCGCUUCACAGCCAGGCUGGGGGUUGCAGCGCAGGCAUUCUGUUCUGGAGCUGAGGUUCUGAUGCGACACUAGAUGGCCUCCAGGAUCCCCGCUAAGUCUGCGCCUGUCCUUGUGUGGAUUAAGUGACAUGUGAACGCUCAGGACUGAGGGCCUGGAUGUAGAGGGAGGGAAAGGAAGGAGUUGAGGAUGGUUGCAGGUUUCUGGCUUGAGCAACUGGGUGGGUGGCAGUGCUGUUACUAAGAUAGGAAACACAGGAAGAGGAACAGAUGGCAUAGGGGGUGGGGAGCACAGACAAGGGGUUCAGUUUGGGGCCCGUGGAAUUGUAUGUUUUCAGGGGAAGGCCAAGCAGACAUGCACAUUGAGCAGUUGGUCCUAGGGGUCUCUGACUGGGCAUACUUAGGGAGAAACUCAGCACCCAAUAUAUGGCAUUGGAAUUGGGGGCACCCUGGGGUCCCCAUGGGACUGUGGUGGGAACAGGAUGUGUGCUGUUUGUCCAUGUUGUAUGUUUCCCUAUGUCUGAGUGUCCCUGUGUGUGUGUAUGUGUGCCUGACUCUGGGUCACCAAACCCCCAUCUCCUGGGAGAGCCCAUAGGUCAGCUGGGAGCUAAGUUGUUUUUAUUUGUGGUUUGCCCCAGGGAAGGGGAUGCUGAGCCUGAGAAACUACCCCCGGAAACACCUGUGCAGCCUCUUCCCCUAGCCCAGGGUGGGAGGAGGUGGCUGAGAUGGGAGAUUUUCUUUUUGUACUUGCUUGGGGGAGGCUGGCCCUAGGGUGAAUUUUUACCGAGUUAAGCCAUUUACAGCAAUGCCCCAGGAUUCUGGGACUCUGGGAGGAUGGAGAUGGCUGACUGUCCCCAGCUCCCCAGAGGACCCUUAUCCCACCAUGACUGGACCGCUGAAGAGGAAGUUUGACCAGCUGGAAGAGGACUCUUCGUUUUCCUCCCCUGCCUCCUCGGGGUGUCCCUCUCACUCCUGCUCGCUGAGCUUUUCGGUCUCCCCUGCCUGGGACUCCGCCGAGCGCAGCCCCUGGAGUCCUACACCUCCGCCGGCCCGGGCCAUCUAUGGCCCCCAAAGCUUCACCCCGCUGUCCAUCCUGAAGCGGGGUCCUCGGGUGCGCCCAGCCCGUGUUGCCUUCGACGGCAUCACCGUCUUCUACUUUCCGAGGUGCCAGGGCUUCACCAGUGUGCCCAGCCGAGGAGGCUGUACUCUAGGCAUGGCCCCUCGCCAUAGUGCCUGCCGUCGUUUCUCCUUGGCUGAGUUUACCGAGGAGCAAGCCCGGGUCCAGCGAGAGAAGCUCCGGCAGUGCUUGAAGGAGGAGAAGCUGGAGACGCUGCGGAGGAAGCUUUCUGCAGCUGGGCUCCCAGAGACAGAGGCUGGCCAGCCCCUCACAGUGGACACCAUCGACGAUGUUUCAGUGGAAGAGGACUUGGCAGCGGCUGUGGCAAGUGGCCGUCUGCAGGAGGUGAACUUCUUGCAGCCCUACCCAGCACGGCAGCGGCGGGCUCUGCUGCGGGCUUCGGGUGUGCGAAGAAUCGACCGUGAGGAGAAGCGGGAGCUGCAGGCACUGCGGCAGUCCCGGGAGGACUGCGGUUGCCACUGUGACAGAGUCUGUGACCCUGAGACCUGCAGCUGCAGCCUGGCGGGCAUCAAGUGCCAGAUGGACCACACUGCCUUCCCCUGUGGCUGCUGCAAGGAGGGCUGUGAGAAUCCCAAGGGGCGUGUGGAGUUUAACCAGGCACGAGUGCAGACCCACUUCAUCCACACGCUCACCCGUCUGCAGCUGGAGCAGGGUGCGGAGAGCCCUGGGGAGCUGGAGGCCCCUCUGCCGGGCAGCUUGCCCGGCUCCUGCAAGCCGGCCACAGUCUCCGCAUUCCCCCUGGCCAAGCCUCCUGUGAGCAGCGAGCUGGGAGACAACAGCUGCAGCAGUGACAUGACUGAUUCUUCUACCGUGUCUUCGUUGUCAGGCACCAGCGAGACCCCAGACCUCCCCAGCCACUCAGGCCUGCCUCGCUCUGCCUGCCAGCCUGGCGUGGAUGAUGACAGCCUGGCGCAGAUCCUCAGCUUUAGUGACUCGGACCUCGGUGGGGAGGAGGAAGGGGACGAAGCAGGUGUGGGGAACCUGGACAACCUCAACUGCUUCCUCCCGGCUGACAUCUUUGGUACUGGAGACUCUGUUGGGCUGGCCAGCUGGACCCACAGCUACUCAGGCUCUAACCUCAUGUCUGGUGUCCUGGAUGAAAAUGCCAACCUUGAUGCCAGCUGCUUCCUAAACAGUGAAAGCAGCCUUCCUGGCACCUCAGUGCCACCCAGCGUGGAUGCUGGCCAGAGCAGCUCAGUGGACCUCAGCUUGUCUUCCUGUGACUCCUUCGAGCUGCUCCAGGCUUUGCCAGAUUAUAGUCUGGGACCUCACUACGCCUCCCAGAAAGUGUCUGGCAGCCUGGACAGCCUUGAGGCUCCACACUGCCCUGUGCCUGGCUUCUCUCCAGCCACAGAAUCCAGCAUGUGCUUCCUGGAGUCCCUCAUGGGCUUGUCUGAGCCAGCUGCCGAGGCUCUGGCCCCCUUUAUUGACAGCCAGUUCGAGGAUGCUGCCUCAGGGUCUUUGGAGCCUGUGCCGGUGUGAGGACCAGGCUGCCAUUUCCCUGCCCCAGGAGCCCAGUGCUGCUUUUUUGUGAUUUUGGGGCUCCCCAAGGUUUAGGGGUAUCAGUCUCCCAUUGGCUGGCCCAGCUACAGGCACUCCUGGUUUCACGCAGUGCCCAGUUUAUUUAUUUUUAUGGAUUCUUCAUGCCGAUGAGGGUGGGGAGGGGAUUUCGCCCUUCAGCCUGGUUCCCCCACCCAGUGCUCUUCCACCUUCACAGCGUGGGCCAGAAAGAUGACCCCUUUGGGCCUUUGAUGUUCCUAGCCCAAAGAGGGCAAGGCAGGGCUAAAAUCAGCCACCGAUGGCUUCCUGUUUGCUCUGGGCCAUGGGUGGCUGACCCUCUGGACUGUGAAGACUAAUUUAUUUCCGUAACUUAUUGGGCUGCUGAGACGGCUCUGGCUGGUGGGCAGUGCUGGGAGCGAGGCCCUCUUCGUGCUCCACCCUGCCUUACUCCGCUGGGCUUCGAUGGAGACCAGAGGUGGAUCUCCUUUGUCAGUUGCCUGACUCCUGGAUGGCUGAGCCAGUGGGGCUGGGCUGACCGCCAUGACCAAAACUCCUUCUGCCCUCUCCAGCCCCUCUGUUUCUUGCCCUCUGGCCGUCUCCCCUCUCCAGAGGCCGAGGACACAGGAGGCAGGCCCAGGAGAGUAGCAGGCUUGUCUCACGACUAUAGCAUGUCCAGGCCACGUCUCAGGCUUUCCGGGCCAGUUGGCGAGGGUCACUCCUUAGGGUUCUCAUGCCCUUUGUUUGCUUGUACUUAAUUUUGCAUCCAUUUUUAUAUUGUCCCUAAGUAUCAGAACUAUAAUUUAUUCAUUUCUCUGUGUGUCUGUGCCAAGAAGCCUGGGCUCUGGGCUGCUCCUUGCCAGCUUGGGUGUGGGAACACAUCGUACCUGACCCAACAGGUACCAAUAAAGAGGCUCUAUUUUUAA
Molecule: messenger RNA, 6876 nt
Organism: Cavia porcellus (domestic guinea pig)
Lineage: Eukaryota; Metazoa; Chordata; Mammalia; Rodentia; Caviidae
Gene: Csrnp1
Product: cysteine and serine rich nuclear protein 1
Exons: 5
Coding region: 4121-5935 (604 amino acids)
Biological process (GO): regulation of transcription by RNA polymerase II
Cellular component (GO): nucleus
Molecular function (GO): DNA-binding transcription factor activity, RNA polymerase II-specific; sequence-specific DNA binding
Source: RefSeq, a predicted model, not a curated record